AUGAGAGAAGAUGUUUUGCGUCGAGCCCUUCUUGAUCCUGAAGGUGAAGCAAGGAGGCGGCGUGUUCAAGCCAGGAGGCGCCAGGGCCGCCUACGUUGGAAUUUCACUGGGCGAACUCUCAAAGCGCGCAACGAUCGCUUUCGGGAGCACGAGGUUGACCUGGAAUGCCGCCGGAAGCUUGCAUAUCGUUCCAGAGGGCAAUUUCGAGGUCGAAACGAAGAUCAAGGUGAUCAGCAAAGUGCCAAACAAAGGCAGAGUCAGGCAAUGAAACCAAUUGCAGAAGUUGCGGGAAGAACCAUGCAGGAGAAGUGCCAACAAAACAAGGCGCAAAAGCGUCGCAGGAAAGAAGUCAAACGACCGGGGCGACAGUUGUCGCCAAUUCGCUUCCCGGAGCUUCCUAUUCUCAUUGCGGAUCAUGAAGACCACGACAUGUUCCCUGCUUUGUGUGGUGCGAGGAAGGCGGCGCCUUUGGUGGUCCGAACUCAACGCGACUGCCGCAAGGCGAGGGCACAAGAGUUGGAAGUAGCGUGUGAAACUUUCACACAAGAGCUUCAGAUUGUACAGAAGGAGCGAGACGAAGCUGCUCGAGAGCUGCGCCGUUGCUGCGUGGCUGAGGCAGAAGCAGUUGAAGAGCUACAGAAAGCUCUGACGGCGGCGUUUGGUACCGUCAUUGACUGA
Molecule: messenger RNA, 678 nt
Organism: Durusdinium trenchii
Lineage: Eukaryota; Dinophyceae; Suessiales; Symbiodiniaceae
Source: the annotation of a GenBank genome assembly